CAAGUUGGUAUUACUUUAAAUGCAGUCAUUUUUUUGAGUGUUUCAUUAGCUGUUUUUUUGUUUGCUUUCAUUUUUUAAAAAUUCCUGAGAGUAUUCCAUUGUAUCAGCAAACCACACUUUGAAAAAGUCUAUUCUGCUAUUAUAGAUAUUUGUGGGGUUCCCCCCCAUUUUUUGGCUUAUUAUGAAGAAAGUUGCUUAGGAACAUUUUUGAAUAUAGGAGAUGCUAUGGUUUGAAUAUUUGUGUCUUUCAAAAUUCAUAUGUUGAAACCUAACCUCCAAGGUAAUGGUAUUAGGAGGUGGGGCCUUUGGGAUAUGAUUAGGUCAUGAGGGCAGAUCCCCCAUGACAGGGAUUAAUGCCUUUAUAAAAGAGGCUCUAGAGAGAUCCCUUGCCACCUUCCACCAUGUGAGGACACAGCAAGAAGCUGGCAGCCUGCAAGCCAGAAGUGGGCCUUCACAGGAACCCAACUGUGCUAAUGCCUCGAACUUGGACUUCCAGCUUCCAGAACUGUGAGGAAUAAAUUCCUGCUGUUUAUAAGUCAUCCAGUCUGUGGUAUUUUGUUGUAGCAGCUCAAACAGACCAAGACAGCAGGAUUUGUACAUACUAUUUUCAUAUGUAAUUUUCAUAUAUAUAUAUAUGUGUAUAUGUGUGUGUGUGUGUGUGUGUGUGUGUGUGUGUGUGUGUUUAUUUAUUUAUUUAUUUAUUUAUUUAUUACUAAUUUUUGGAAGUUAUUUAUUCUGGACUUGGGUUCUUUGCCAGAUGCAUGCUGUAUAUUUUGAAAUUUCACAUAUAAUAUUACCUUGGAGGGGUUUUUUGGCUUAGCUCCUUCAAAGACUAAAUUUAAAGGAGGAGAAAAGAGUGACUUGAUUUAUAGAGUGAAGGCCAAAAAAAACCUUGCAGCCAGGUUUUUUUGUUACCUUUCCCAAAGCGACAUGUUAUAUAUUAUUUUGGCUGUUUUUUUAAAAACAAAACACAAAAUAAACCCAUUAAAUAAUACAUAGAAAUUGGGAAAUUUAUAAAAUAAAGAAAACCAUAAAGGAGAAAAUAAAAAAUCACUUGUAAUCCAACUAUCAAUGAAAAGUAGAGUUGAAUUUUAAUGAAUUUCCUUCCAGUCAUGUAUAUGCAGAAAUAUUUAUUCUCUUUCAUAAAAAUCAAAUACAUCAUGAGACUGCAUUAGUUUUAAAAAGGAAAUAAAUGUAUACAUAGGUCUUUGCGAGGACAUAGAUUUAUUGCCCCCUUUCAUAAAUAUUUUGUUUUUUUCUCAAAAUAAAACAUUUAACUCUUGACUGAUUUGAUAAAGUGUGGCUAUCAGGGUUGUUUUUUUGUUUGUUUGUUUUUAUAUGAAUAUUUUGAUUACAGUUCCAAAGACUGGUUUAAAAUAAAAAAUAUUUAGAACACCUAUUCUUGUACUAAUGGUGGUAGUAAAACAGCUUGUAGUUUUAUUGCACUUUUAUUACAUUUUUAAUUCUUUCAAGUCAUCAGCCAAUGUAAUAUAUUUUUAUCAGCGUAACCAUCUAGUUUUAAACAUGAGUAACCUGGGAUGUAGAGAUAGUAAGUUACAUGGCCAAAUUCACAAGGAGUUGGAAAAGACUGGACUCCUGACUUUGGCAAAUGCCUUUUCUAUUUAUUGAACUAAAGCUUCCUUAUUUUCAUUUAAUAUUUCUUAAGCACUCAAAAAUGGGAGUUCAAAAAUACAGUCUAUGACGAAUGGUUUGGCUGGAGCUCAAGUUGUUUGGGGAGAUGUAGAAUAGUGGUAUCAGAUUGGAAAGGCAAUUGGGAGCCAUUGACUCUUCUUGAACAGUGGAGUACCGUAAUAAAGUAUAUGGUACUGGAUAUUCAAUCAGGCAGAAAUAAAUAUACUAGAAAAAUGAGUAAGAUUAGAAGUCUAGAUGAUAUUUAAUGAUGGCCUAAUGUAAAGUAGUAAAAACUGAAGAGGAAGUGAAUUUGAGAGCUGUUGUAGAAAUAGAUUUCUAGGAAAUGGUGCCUAAGAACAGUGUAUUGAGAGAGAGUGGUCAAAAUGAUUUCUAAGUUUCAUUCUUGAGUGCCUAAAACAUUGGGAAGAACAAGACAGGCUUAGUUGGUGGGGAAAUUAAUUUUGAGUGCUCUGGUUGAAAUCUCAACAGGACAUCUAGGUCUUGUAGUUGUGUGACAGCCGGUAAAUUAUAGAUGGAAAGGGGAGCUUGGGGAUGAAUUUAUGGCUGGUGACACAGGCAGAGAAAUCAUUUGUGUAGAGGGAAUAAUUGAUGCCAUAUCACAUUCUCAGGUACCUUCACUGGCCUCAGAAAGUAUCAUAAUAACUGUGUGUGCCUUAGACUGGGCAGUCACAGUAAGAGAGGGCAUUUUAGAUUCAGGAGCCUAGCCUCAAGCAAUGCAACAUGAUUGGUAGGAAAGCACAGGUUAUUUUAAUUGCGUGAGAAAAAAGUAAAGUUGUGUACUCCCUAUGUGAUAAAUAUUGGGAAGUCUCCUUUAUUUUACAACAAUCCCAUGAAAUAGGUAGUAUGAUCCUCAUUUUACAGAUGAUAAAACUGAGUCUGAGAGAGGCUAAGUAAUAUUAGAGCUAGGAUUUGAACUAGAUGAGUGUUCAGUCCACUGGUCCUUUUACUAUGCCACACUUUGCCAUGUUUUCCGAUAAGACCUGUUCAAAAUGGCUAUCAGGCUUCUUCUCAAUAGGUGUUUUAGUUUCUUGUCUUUGUAUAAGUGUAGUGCUUCAGAUCUUGAAAUGUAAUUAAUUGAGUUCUGGUUAUGGCUACCCAUUUGCCUGCAAUGAGAAAGCAUGUGUGUGAAACAAAAAAUGCAAAUUGGAUCACAUAACAUAUAUCUCCACUCAGGUAUGCAUACCUUCUGGAAUGCUUUCAAGUACCAACUUUUGUUUAUUUUCUUUUACUCUGUUGGGUCUGUGGAACUUUAUUGAGAAGGAUGAAUUGAAAAUCCAGAGACACUUGGAGGAAAAGAUACUAAAAAUAAGCAUUUUCUAAUUAGCUGAAAUUUGUCAUCAUUCAUAACAUUACCAGAAGAGCCACAAUAAAAUCUCACUUUGCAUUGUUUUAAGUAGGCACAAACAAGAUUGCGUAUUCUGAGAUACAAAGGCUAAUUUAUACCGUGGAACUUCCUCUAAUUUUCAAGCCUGGUGGAAACGGUACCUUUACUUUUCCAUCUUUUGUUAUAUGUUUGUGUACUGUGUCUCAGCAAACUAGAAGCAAGAUGAGGAAUCUUGAAACUAAGGUAGUGUAAAAUACAGGAAUAAUAAAAUUCCUCUUUUGUGUGUACACAAGGGUAAAAUUCUCUUGAUUUUUAAGUUUGCUUGUUAUUUUGGUCAUCUUUCUUAAUAUUGGUCACUAUCCAGUGAAUCAUGAGAGAAAAUUAAUGCUGAAUAUUUAGCCUUUUAGCUAGAACUUCUUGUGCUGCUGAAUUGAUUCCUCAGUUGCCUUGCACUCUUAACACACUUUCAUUCUUUAACAUUGCUCUUCGUUCCUUGGGAAAAUGCUACAAGGAAAUAGGAAUUUUCUCUCAGCAUUACCCCUCUGGCAGGGUGUUUCAAUUUAAAUCCCGGGCUGGCUCUCUGUUCGGGUUACUACCCCUUCUCCUUACUGGCAGUUUGAGUUAUGUUCCUCUACCAAAAGGGGGGAUUCCAGUGAGACGAGGAAACAGCUUUGAAACACUGCGCUGCAGGCGUGUUCAGUUAUUCCCCCACUGUGCGGUCUGGAAAUCGGGGAGUGCCUCUCUGGUGAUGAAUCCGAAUGAGCUGCUGAAGAUGCCAGAGUGUGUGCCUGCACAGGCAUUUUCUUUCCCAUCCCCCACUGCUUCCCUUUCCCAAGCCCCCUCUCUCCCCAGUUCCCCUCCUACUCCUUUAUCCCCUCCCUCCGCGUCUCAGUUCUGCAGUAAACCAGGCUGAGGCACAUUCCUGCUUUGCAAGGCUUUCUGUUAAGGAUGUUUUGUGGCUUUUGUUUGGAUUGCAGCAUGCAGAAUUACAGCUGUUCAGAGGAGACUCAUUACAACUCCUGCUGAAGCUCCUAAUUUUCUUCCCUUCUCUUCUGCCCCUACUCCCUACCCUCAUUGGCCUGAAGACAUUGUACCCAGCAUUUGCUUUACUCCCCUGGCACUAUGUGUAUGGUAAACCUGAUACUAUGGCCGCGUCUGGGACUGGCCAGACGACGGCUGCUGGCUCUCCCUAUUCCAAGGAUUUAAAGGGGGAUUGUACUGCAGGCAAUGCAUCAGAGCAGCACCAUCGUGAGCCUGGGGACUGAGGCUCCUUGGGCAUUAUUACAAACACACAGAGCUGACCGCAAUGACAGCAGCUGCUCCUUUGAACUGUUGGCAGCGGCCAAGCGGCAGCAUGAAGUGAGAGAUUACUCCUGAGCUCAAGAUGAACUCCACCUUGGAUGGUAAUCAGAGCAACCACCCUUUUUGUCUCUUGGCAUUUGGCUAUUUGGAAACUGUCGAUUUUUGCCUUUUGGAAGUGUUGAUUAUUGUGUUUCUAACUGUAUUGAUUAUUUCUGGCAACAUCAUUGUGAUUUUUGUAUUUCACUGUGCUCCUUUGUUGAACCACCACACUACAAGUUAUUUUAUCCAGACUAUGGCAUAUGCUGACCUGUUGGUUGGAGUCAGCUGCCUGGUUCCUUCUUUAUCACUCCUCCACUACCCGCUUCCAGUAGAGGAGUCCUUGACUUGCCAGGUGUUUGGUUUUAUAGUAUCAGUUCUGAAGAGUGUCUCCAUGACCUCUCUGGCCUGUAUCAGCAUCGAUAGAUAUAUUGCCAUCACUAAACCUUUAACCUAUAACACCCUGGUUACACCCUGGAGACUACGCCUGUGUAUUUUCCUGAUUUGGUUAUAUUCCAUCCUGGUCUUUCUGCCUUCCUUUUUCCACUGGGGCAAACCUGGAUAUCAUGGAGAUGUGUUUCAGUGGUGUGCAGAGUCCUGGCUCACCGACCCCUACUUCACCCUGUUCAUCGUGAUGAUGUUAUAUGCCCCAGCAGCACUCAUUGUGUGCUUCACUUAUUUCAACAUUUUCCGCAUCUGCCAACAGCACACAAAGGAAAUCAGCGAAAGGCAAGCUCGCUUCAGCAGCCAGAGUGGGGAGACUGGGGAGGUGCAGGCCUGUCCGGACAAGCGCUAUGCCAUGGUUCUGUUCCGGAUUACUAGUGUGUUUUACAUCCUCUGGUUGCCAUACAUCGUCUACUUCUUGUUGGAGAGCUCCACUGGCCACAGCAACCGCUUCGCAUCCUUCUUGACCACCUGGCUUGCCAUUAGUAACAGUUUCUGCAACUGUGUCAUUUAUAGUCUCUCCAACAGUGUCUUCCAAAGGGGACUAAAGCGCCUCUCGGGGGCCAUGUGUACUUCUUGCGCAAGUCAGGCCAUAGCUAAGGACCCUUACACAGUUAGGAGCAAAGGCCCUCUUAAUGGAUGCCAUGUCUAAAGAGGUUCAGAUAUUGGGUCAUUGUAUGUAUGUGUGGGGAGAGGGCAGAGGGGGGGUCCCUUUUUCUCUCUUUGUAUUCCUUGUUCACUAGAAAAUCUGGGACAAAAUAAUUUGAGCAAUAGGAAACAAUCCAUCCAAAAAACCCUAAGUUUGCAGAAAUGAUUUUUCUUUAAAAGCGCUUUUAAAUCAGAAGAAUCAGGACCAUGAAGAUAAAUUGCUCUUGGUUCCAAUGUUUGUAAUGCCAUGGAAAUGACUGAAAUUCUCAGAUUUAAAAUGAAUAAAGUCAUAUCUCACACCUCUCCGGCUGGCAUGACUAAACAUGGGUGUGAAAAGCGUCACCAUUUUAAAAUACCAUCAUUUUCUUGUGGCUCUUCUGGGUUUAUUCCAGUUGUUUGGGCUUCAUAUGCAAUUGAUUUCUUUUAACAGCAAAUAUUAAAAUACGGCGAUGAAUUAACAGGGUUUUAAAAUUUUGUUUAUGUAUGCCUACGUAUAACACUGCAAGUUUCAGCACUGUCAUUUAGAUAUCCAAAUGUUUUAUGUCUUAUUCUCUUGAGAGAAUUCUCAAUACAGUGAAUAAUGUGGACACCUAACUACUAAUUUUAGAAUUUUGCAAUGAAAGUGAUGCAAAAAUGCAGUCCAAUACUAGACAAUUUAUGAAGAACUGAGCUACUUUUUGUGUCAUGUUUGAGAGAUCUAAAGAAAUGUGUGCAUUGAAAGUGAUUACGGUAUUUUUGCACAUGCCUUUGUGUAUAUGUGUAUUGAGAAUAUUUGAAUUGAGUUAGAUUUCACUUUUACAGUAAAAUGUACAUUUAACUAGUUCAUUUUUAAAAUAGAAGAGGAUUAAUUGAGAUGUUCUCUUUGUGGUUAAAUAGAAUCAACUACUAAAGUAGCAACUAAUUCUUUUUUAAAGAAUUCUUUUAGUUAGUGUUAAGGAGUCUACAUUUGCAUAAGAGGAGAAAUUCUGAUUUGUCUAUGUCUCCUUUACUGCUGUAAUCCUUUGGAUACAGUUACUUUCUUAAUAGUCUUUUUCUUUUCUUUUUAAGCCAAAGUACUAGCCAAAUCUGUAGGAUUUUAUUAUUGUAUAGAAUUAUUAAUUGAGAAUGCAGUGUAUUUGUAUGUAGUAGUGAUGUUUUGUUCUUAGAUGAUUAUCUUUAUAGCAAGAGGUUUAUUUUCUGAAAGGAGAGAAGGGUUUCCCAGCAGCUCCAGGAAUGAGUAUUCCUUGACUUAUCUGCUGGUUUUAAUGUUUUGGAAGCCUUCAGAAGGGGAACUUAUGUGAUCUUUGACUUUGGCUAGAAGUUGUAAUCUGAAUGCUAUAGUGAUGUUUAGUGAGAUGGAAGAUGGAAGAAACUCAAGGGACAUAAGUGAAAGUAGAUUUUUGAAUCUAAUAAAUGACAUGGAUAUUUAUAAUAUAGGCAGAUAAUGCUUUGGUUUUUCCAUCAUAAUAUGAGGAAAGUUCCUACCCCUU
Molecule: messenger RNA, 6876 nt
Organism: Myotis myotis
Lineage: Eukaryota; Metazoa; Chordata; Mammalia; Chiroptera; Vespertilionidae
Gene: GPR21
Product: G protein-coupled receptor 21
Exons: 2
Coding region: 4362-5411 (349 amino acids)
Biological process (GO): G protein-coupled receptor signaling pathway
Cellular component (GO): membrane
Molecular function (GO): G protein-coupled receptor activity
Source: RefSeq, a predicted model, not a curated record